Messenger RNA from Tyto alba (common barn owl), 14765 nucleotides. RefSeq names its product WD repeat and FYVE domain containing 3 (gene WDFY3). Gene Ontology annotation, molecular function: protein binding; metal ion binding. The record is from RefSeq and is a predicted model, not a curated record. NCBI's taxonomy places the organism in Eukaryota, Metazoa, Chordata, Aves, Strigiformes, Tytonidae. The coding region runs from base 566 to 11152 and encodes 3528 amino acids. The transcript has 67 exons.
GGGAGGGGGCACUCGGCGCCGCGCAGGAGGAGGAGGAGGAGGAGGAGGAGGAGGACGACUAAGAUGGCCACCAGCUGCCGCGGGGAGCGGCCCCGCUCCCUCCGCCCCGCCUGGCGCGGCCCCCUCGGCCCGGCCCGGCCUUGAUGGGGCCGGAACGACCCCAGCGCCCGGACGCUGCAGCGGCGGCGGCACCUCCCGCCGGAGCCCGCCCGGGGCCGCAGCGGGGGAGCCGCCCUCUCGGCCCGGCCCGCACCGCCCGGCCGCCGCCACCCCGGCGCGUAACCCCUUUCCCCCGCUGAGCCGUGCCCGCGGGAAGGAGCGGAGGAUUGAGGACGAGAGAAGAGGCCGCCCGCUGCAAUACUCCCACCCCCCCCUCUUCCUUUCCCCCGCCCCGGCGGGCCGGGCCGGGCACCGACGGAGAUCACCCGCCGCCUUCCCGUGAAAGAGCAGCUUUGAUGUUGAAGAGAAACCUUGGAAAGGCAUGGGCCCUGUUUUCUUCAAGCUGUUUGCCCUGAUCCCGGGAAUGCUGUAGAGGAUACAGGGGAGCUUCCAGAAGUCAGUCAAGAUGAAUAUGGUGAAGAGGAUCAUGGGCCGGCCACGGCAGGAGGAGUGUAGCCCCCAGGAUAACGCGCUGGGCUUGAUGCAUUUGCGUCGCCUCUUCACAGAGCUCUGUCAUCCUCCACGGCACAUGACCCAGAAAGAACAAGAAGAAAAACUUUACAUGAUGUUGCCAGUGUUUAACAGGGUGUUUGGAAAUGCUCCUCCAAGUACAAUGACAGAAAAAUUUUCUGACCUUCUGCAGUUUACUACUCAAGUGUCACGAUUGAUGGUGACUGAAAUUCGACGGAGAGCAUCGAAUAAGUCCACAGAGGCUGCAAGUCGUGCCAUAGUCCAGUUUCUGGAGGUCAAUCAAAGUGAAGAAGCAAGUAGAGGUUGGAUGCUGCUCACCACAAUCAAUUUACUAGCUUCAUCAGGACAGAAAACUGUGGACUGCAUGACUACAAUGUCAGUGCCUUCCACACUUGUUAAAUGUCUGUAUCUGUUUUUUGACCUUCCACAUGUGCCUGAGGUAGUUGGAGGAGCACAGAAUGAACUACCUCUCGCAGAGCGCCGAGCACUACUACAGAAAGUCUUUGUACAGAUCCUAGUAAAAUUAUGCAGUUUUGUGUCCCCGGCGGAAGAACUGGCUCAGAAGGAUGAUCUCCAGCUACUAUUCAGUGCAAUAACCUCAUGGUGCCCUCCCUAUAACCUGCCUUGGAGGAAGAGUGCAGGGGAAGUACUAAUGACCAUAUCGCGUCAUGGCCUUAGUGUCAACGUAGUGAAAUACAUUCAUGAAAAGGAAUGUUUGUCCACAUGUGUUCAGAACAUGCAGCAGUCUGAUGACCUUUCUCCCCUAGAAAUAGUUGAGAUGUUUGCUGGACUUUCUUGUUUUCUCAAAGACUCCAGUGAUGUAUCCCAAACAUUACUGGAUGAUUUUAGGAUAUGGCAAGGAUACAACUUCCUCUGUGACCUCCUCCUCAGAUUAGAACAAGCAAAAGAGGCUGAAUCUAAGGAUGCUUUGAAGGACUUAGUUAAUUUGAUAACUUCCUUAACAACAUAUGGUGUCAAUGAAUUAAAGCCAGCUGGUGUUACCACCGGAGUACCUUUCCUACUACCUGGAUUUGCAGUCCCACAGCCUGCGGGCAAAGGUCAUAGUGUGAGGAAUAUUCAAGCAUUUUCAGUCCUCCAGAAUGCAUUUUUGAGAGCAAAAACCAACUAUCUAGCACAAAUCAUCCUUGAUGCCAUCACGAAUAUUUAUAUGGCGGACAAUGCCAACUACUUCAUUUUGGAAUCGCAGCACACACUGUCUCAGUUUGCAGAGAAAAUUCCUAAACUUCCAGAAGUGCAGACCAAAUACUUUGAGAUGCUGGAAUUUGUUGUCUUCAGCUUGAAUUACAUACCCUGUAAAGAACUGAUCAGUGUGAGCAUCCUUUUAAAAUCCAGCACUUCUUUUCAGUGUAGCAUCAUUGCCAUGAAGACACUCCUUAAGUUCACCCGUCAUGACUGCAUCUUUAAGGAUGUCUUCAGGGAAGUAGGACUUCUGGAGGUGAUGGUAAAUCUUCUUCAUAAAUAUGCAGCGCUUCUGAAAGAUCCCACUCAGGCACUGAAUGAUCAAGGGGAUUCAAGAAACAGUUCAUUUGAGGACCAAAAGCAGCUGGCCUUAUUGGUUAUGGAGACCUUGACAGUACUACUACAAGGAUCAAACACAAAUGCAGGUAUUUUCAGGGAGUUUGGUGGUGCAAGAUGCGUGCACAACAUAGUAAAGUACCCCCAGUGCCGACAGCAUGCCCUGAUGAUCAUCCAGCAGUUGGUGUUAUCACCUAGUGGAGAAGAUGAUAUGGGCACUUUGCUGGGACUGAUGCACUCGGCUCCACCUACGGAACUGCAACUGAAAACGGACAUCUUAAGGGCCCUACUCUCGGUGCUGAGAGAAAGUCACCGCACAAGAACUGUUUUUAGAAAAGUUGGUGGAUUUGUGUAUGUCACAUCUUUACUGGUUGCUAUGGAAAGAUCUUUGUGCUCGCCACCUAAGAAUGGCUGGGAAAAAGUAAACCAGAAUCAAGUGUUUGAACUGCUUCACACUGUGUUCUGCACAUUGACUGCAGCAAUGCGCUAUGAGCCAGCCAACUCUCAUUUCUUCAAAACAGAGAUCCAGUAUGAAAAACUGGCAGAUGCUGUUCGAUUACUUGGCUGCUUCUCAGACUUGAGAAAAAUAAGUCCCUUGAAUGUCUUCCCUUCAAAUACACAACUAUUUCAAAGGCUUUUGGAGGAUGACCUAAUAUCCCUGGAUUCUGUGUCACCUACGCUAAGACACUGCAGCAAACUUUUUAUUUACCUCUACAAGGUAGCAACAGAUUCUUUUGACAGUCGUGCAGAACAGAUCCCUCCUUGCCUGACAAAUGAGACUUCUCUCCCUUCUCCCUGGGGUACGCCAGCUUUGUCCAGGAAAAGGCAUGCAUAUCAUUCUGUUUCAACACCUCCUGUUUGCCCUCAGAAAAACAUAGCUGAUGUGAAACUCCAAACAGGACCCACAUCUGUACAAAGCUCUGAUGCGGUCAUUAUCCACCCUGGUGCUAUGCUCGCAAUGCUGGAUCUUCUGGCCUCUGUUGGAUCAGCUACACACCCAGAGCAUGCGCUGGAUCUCCAGCUGGCAGUAGCCAAUAUCCUGCAAUCUCUAGUGCACACAGAGAGAAACCAGCAAGUCAUGUGCGAAGCCGGGCUCCAUGCACGACUUCUACAGAGAUGCAGCGCUGCUCUGGCUGACGAGGACCACUCGCUGCAUCCGCCGCUCCAAAGGAUGUUUGAACGGCUGGCCUCCCAGGCGCUGCAGCCGAUGGUGUUGAGGGAAUUUUUACGCUUGGGAAAUCCUUUGAAUUGUGGAGCUUGGGACAAAAAGCUGUUGAAACAGUACCGAGUGCACAAACCCAGCUCACUGAGUUUUGAACCGGAAAUGAGAAAUAGCAUGGUUACCUCAAUGGAAGGUCUGGGUUCUGACAGCGUCUUCAGUUUGCAUGAAGACAGCCACUAUCGGAUAAGCAAGAGCCUGCUCAAGCCAGCAGAAGGGAGCACAGUACCCCUGACGAGAGUGAAGUGUUUGGUCUCCAUGACAACCCCACAUGAUAUCAGGCUUCAUGGAUCAUCAGUUACGCCAGCAUUCAUUGAGUUUGACACAUCUCUUGAAGGGUUCGGCUGCCUGUUCUUGCCAAGUUUGGCUCCCCAUAAUGCACCUACAAAUAAUGCUGUUACAACAGGACUUAUUGAUGGUGCAGUUGUCAGUGGAAUUGGAACUGGUGAAAGAUUUUUCCCACCACCAUCUGGUUUAAGCUACUCAACUUGGUUUUGUAUUGAACAUUUUAGUACGCCUCCUAAUAACCAUCCUGUGAGACUUCUUACUGUGGUGCGGCGUGCAAACUCCUCGGAGCAGCAUUAUGUAUGCCUUGCCAUUGUCCUCUCAGCAAAAGACCGAUCACUGAUUGUUUCAACUAAAGAAGAAUUGCUUCAAAAUUAUGUCGAUGACUUCAGUGAGGAAUCAUCAUUUUAUGAAAUUCUUCCCUGUUGUGCCCGUUUCCGCUGUGGUGACCUCAUUGUGGAAGGCCAGUGGCAUCACCUAGUUCUGGUCAUGAGUAAAGGCAUGCUAAAGAACAGCACAGCUGCACUCUACCUUGAUGGACAGCUUGUUAACACUGUUAAGCUUCACUAUAUUCAUAGUAGUCCUAGUGGGUCUGGUUCUGCCAAUCCACCUGUAGUCAGCACUGUUUAUGCCUAUAUUGGCACACCACCAGCACAGCGCCAGCUCUCCUCUUUAGUGUGGCGUUUGGGCCCUACGCAUUUCCUGGAGGAAGUUUUGCCUGCCCUGGGUAUUAGCACCAUUUAUGAGCUGGGACCAAAUUACGUUGGAAGCUUUCAAGCAGUAUAUGUACCAUGCAAAGAUUCAAAGUCUGAAGGAAUCAACCCAUCUCCAGUAUCUUUGGUACCAGAAGAGAAGGUCUCUUUUGGUCUCUAUGCACUGUCAGUUUCUUCAUUUACAGUGGCAAAAAUAAGGAAAGUUUACAACAAGUUGGAUAGUAAAGCUAUUGCCAAACAGCUGGCGAUUUCUUCUCAUGAAAAUGCCACACCUGUGAAGCUGCUACAUAAUUCAGCAGGACAUUUGAAUGGACCAGCCCGCUCCAUUGGUGCAGCUUUGAUAGGAUAUUUGGGUGUAAGAACAUUUGUCCCCAAGCCUGUUGCCACUACACUGCAGUACAUUGGUGGAGCUGCUGCUAUUUUGGGACUUGUAGCCAUGGCAUCAGAUGUAGAAGGGUUGUAUGCAGCUGUGAAGGCCUUGGUCUGUGUGGUAAAGAGCAAUCCACUAGCCAGCAAAGAAAUGGAAAGAAUCAGAGGUUAUCAGUUGCUGGCAAUGUUGUUAAAGAAGAAACGAUCCCUUCUGAACAGCCACAUACUCCAUCUGACCUUUUCCUUGGUGGGAACUGUCGAUAGCGGGCAUGAGACGUCCAUUAUUCCAAAUUCUGCUGCCUUCCAGGAUUUGCUCUGUGAUUUUGAAGUCUGGCUUCAUGCACCCUAUGAGCUUCAUCUGUCAUUAUUUGAGCACUUCAUCGAACUUCUUACUGAGUCAAGCGAAGCAGCGAAGAAUGCUAAAUUAAUGAGGGAAUUCCAACUUAUCCCAAGACUGCUCUUGACUCUUCGAGAUAUGUCUCUGUCCCAGCCUACUAUUGCUGCGAUUAGUAACGUGCUGAGCUUUUUGCUUCAAGGCUUCCCUAGCAGCUAUGACUUGCUCAGGUUUGGACAGUUCAUCUCUUCCACUUUACCUACGUUUGCAGUUUGUGAGAAGUUUGUGGUCAUGGAAAUAAACAAUGAAGAAAAGCUUGACAGUGGAACAGAGGAUGAUUUUGGAGGACUUGUUUCAGCUAAUCUUAUCCUACUGCGGAACAGGCUUUUAGAUAUUCUUCUGAAACUUCUUUAUACAUCUAAAGAAAAGACAACUGUUAAUUUGCAAGCUUGUGAAGAACUGGUCAAGACACUGGGUUUUGACUGGAUUAUGAUGUUUAUGGAAGAACAUCUGCAUUCCACCACGGUCACAGCAGCCAUGCGAAUUCUUGUGGUCCUGUUGAGUAAUCAGUCCAUCCUUAUCAAAUUUAAGGAGGGUCUCAGUGGCGGAGGCUGGCUGGACCAGACGGAUUCUGUCUUGACCAAUAAGAUUGGUACUGUGCUAGGGUUCAACGUUGGCAGGAGCGCUGGUGGCAGAUCAACGGUCCGGGAGAUUAACCGGGAUGCUUGUCACUUCCCAGGCUUUCCUGUUCUGCAGUCCCUCCUCCCGAAGCACACUAACGUGCCUGCACUCUAUUUUCUCCUCAUGGCCCUUUUCCUGCAGCAGCCAGUCACUGAACUGCCUGAAAACCUGCAGGUCAGUGCACCUGUCGUCAGCAGCCAGUGUAAUCAGGGUUGCCAGUUUGAUUUAGACUCUAUUUGGACAUUCAUAUUUGGAGUUCCUGCCUCCUGUGGCACCGUUACCUCUUCAAUACACAGUGUUUGCACUGAAGCUGCCUUCUUGUUACUGGGGAUGCUGAGGAGCAUGCUGAAUUCGCCUUGGCAGUCAGAGGAAGAAGGCUCUUGGCUUCGAGAAUAUCCAGUCACCUUGAUGCAGUUCUUCCGAUAUUUGUAUCACAAUGUGCCAGACCUAAUUUCCUUGUGGAUGAGUCCAGAGUUCCUGUGUGCGCUGGCAGCGACAGUGUUUCCUUUCAACAUACGACCUUACUCUGAGAUGGUCACUGAUCUUGAUGAUGAAGUUGGGUCCCCAGCUGAAGAGUUUAAAGCUUUUGCAGCCGAUUCUGGCAUGAACAGGAGCCAGUCAGAGUACUGCAAUGUUGGCACCAAAACAUACCUAACCAACCAUCCAGCCAAGAAGUUUGUGUUUGAUUUCAUGCGUGUGCUGAUAAUUGAUAACUUAUGUCUCACACCAGCCAGCAAACAGACUCCACUGGUAGAUCUUCUGCUAGAGGCUUCCCCUGAAAGAUCAACACGAACACAGCAGAAAGAGUUUCAGACGUAUGUUUUGGAUGGAGUGAUGGACCACUUACUUGCAGCUGACGUUUUAUUGGGUGAAGAUGCAUCUCUGCCUAUAACGAGUGGAGGAAGCUACCAAGUGCUGGUGAACAAUGUGUUUUAUUUUACGCAGCGUGUGGUAGAUAAGCUUUGGCAGGGCAUGUUCAACAAAGAAUCCAAACUUCUUGUGGAAUUCAUAAUCCAGCUCAUUGCACAGUCAAAACGAAGAUCUCAGGGACUAUCACUGGAUGCUAUUUAUCACUGCCUGAACAGGACCAUCUUGUAUCAGUUCUCAAGGGCGCACAAAACUGUUCCUCAGCAGGUGGCUCUCCUUGAGUCCCUAAGGGUCCUUACUGUGAACAGAAACUUAAUUUUGGGACCUGGAAAUCAUGAUCAAGAGUUCAUCAGCUGCCUAGCUCACUGCUUGAUUAACCUGCAUGUGGGAAGCAAUGUUGAUGGGUUUGGACUGGAAGCAGAAGCCAGGAUGACAACUUGGCACAUUAUGAUCCCCUCUGAUAUAGAACCAGAUGGAGUCUACAACAAUCAAGAUGUCAGCGAAGGUCGCCAGCUUCUUUUAAAAGCCAUAAACAGAGUGUGGACAGAGCUGAUCCAUAGUAAAAAACAGGUUUUAGAAGAAGUUUUCAAAGUGACACUACCUGUCAAUGAUCGUGGCCAAGUAGAUAUAGCUGUUGCAAGACCUUUUAUUGAGGAAGCAAGUUUAAAGUGUUGGCAAAAUCAUCUGGCUCAUGAGAAGAAAUGCAUCAGUAGAGGAGAGGCUUUGCUUCCAACCACACAGUCCAAACUUUCACGAGUUAGCAGUGGGUUUGGCCUCUCUAAACUAACUGGUUCCAGGAGAAACCGUAAGGAGAGUGGGCUCAAUAAACACAAUCUCUCCACACAGGAAAUUUCCCAGUGGAUGUUUACUCACAUUGCAGUGGUUCGGGACCUGGUUGAUAUGCAGUAUAAGGAAUAUCAGGAGCGUCAGCAGAAUGCAUUAAAAUAUGUGACAGAAGAGUGGUCUCAAAUUGAAUACGAGUUACUACGAGAGCGAGGUCUGUGGGGUCCCCCCAUUGGCUCCCAUCUUGACAAGUGGAUGUUGGAGAUGACUGAGGGUCCCUGCAGAAUGAGGAAAAAGAUGGUGCGAAAUGACAUGUUUUAUAUCCAGUAUCCCUACAUGCCUGAAGCUGAGCAAGAAACAAACUUGUUGUCUGACAUCUCAAGUAGACUUCCUGAGACAUCUGAUGAUACGAUUCCUCAAAAGAAACCUGCUCGUUACCGAAGAGCUAUAAGUUAUGACAGUAAGGAGUACUACAUGCGCCUGGCUUCUGGAAACCCUGCAGUCUUUCAGGAUGCUAUAGAAGAGAAUACGGUGGGUGAAACAACUCAGCAGGAGCCAGAACACGGGGAGGACACUAUUGCAAGAGUCAAAGGCCUGGUGAAGCCUCCGCUGAAACGAUCUCGCUCUGCUCCUGAUGGAGGAGAUGAUGAGAACCAGGACCAGUCACAGGAUCAAAUUGUUGAGGGCAGCUCAAUUGAUGAAGAUGAGAAGACUGACAAUACAACUUUGCUUCGACUUCUUGAAGAAGGAGAGAAGAUUCAGCAUAUGUACCGCUGUGCUCGGGUUCAGGGCCUCGACACCAGCGAAGGGCUGCUUCUCUUUGGGAAAGAGCACUUCUAUGUCAUUGACGGAUUUACCAUGACAGCCACCAGAGAAAUCCGGGAUAUUGAGACACUGCCUCCGAAGAUGCAUGAGCCAAUCAUACCUAGGGGAGCAAGGCAAGGUCCAAGUCAACUCAAAAGAACAUGUAGCAUUUUUGCAUAUGAAGAUAUCAAGGAAGUACAUAAAAGGAGAUACCUUUUGCAGCCAAUUGCAAUUGAAGUUUUCUCAGGAGACGGACGGAACUAUCUUCUAGCUUUCCAAAAAGGGGUUAGAAACAAAGUUUAUCAAAGGUUUUUGGCGGUGGUGCCAUCUCUGACUGACAGUUCGGAGUCAGUGUCUGGACAGAGACCAAACACCAGUGUAGAGCAGGGGUCUGGCUUGCUUAGCACUUUAGUGGGAGAAAAAUCUGUUACUCAAAGGUGGGAAAGAGGAGAAAUCAGUAACUUCCAGUACCUGAUGCACUUAAACACUCUGGCGGGCAGAUCCUAUAAUGACCUCAUGCAGUACCCUGUCUUUCCCUGGAUCCUCGCAGACUAUGAUUCAGAGGAAUUGGAUCUUACAAAUCCCAAGACAUUCAGAAACCUAGCCAAGCCCAUGGGAGCUCAAACAGAAGACAGGUUAGCUCAGUACAAGAAGCGAUACAAAGAUUGGGAAGAUCCCAAUGGGGAAACCCCAGCUUAUCACUAUGGGACCCACUAUUCAUCAGCCAUGAUAGUGGCUUCCUAUCUUGUCCGGAUGGAGCCUUUUACUCAGAUUUUCUUAAGGUUACAGGGCGGCCACUUUGACCUGGCUGACCGAAUGUUUCACAGCGUACGGGAGGCUUGGUAUUCAGCCUCAAAGCACAACAUGGCAGACGUGAAGGAGCUCAUCCCAGAGUUCUUCUACCUCCCCGAGUUCCUGCUCAAUUCCAACAAUUUUGACCUAGGUUGCAAACAAAAUGGCACUAAACUCGGCGAUGUAAUACUUCCCCCAUGGGCAAAAGGAGAUCCUCGUGAAUUUAUCAGAGUUCAUCGGGAGGCUCUGGAAUGUGACUUUGUGAGUGCACAUCUGCAUGAGUGGAUUGACUUGAUCUUUGGCUAUAAACAGCAAGGUCCUGCUGCAGUAGAAGCUGUAAAUGUCUUUCACCAUCUCUUCUAUGAGGGGCAAGUGGACAUAUAUAACAUCAAUGAUCCAUUAAAAGAGACAGCUACCAUAGGAUUCAUUAAUAACUUUGGACAGAUACCAAAGCAGCUCUUUAAAAAGCCACACCCACCAAAGCGUGUUAGAAGCCGACUGAAUGGAGAGGCUGUGGGAGCCACUGUGCUCCCUGGUUCCACGAGUGACAAGAUUUUUUUCCAUCAUUUGGACAACCUGCGGCCAUCUCUUGCCCCAGUAAAAGAGCUCAAGGAGCCUGUGGGACAGAUCGUGUGUACUGAUAAAGGCAUUCUGGCAGUCGAACAGAAUAAGGUUCUCAUCCCACCUACGUGGAAUAAAACUUUUGCUUGGGGCUAUGCAGACCUCAGCUGUAGACUGGGUACCUACGAGUCGGACAAGGCAGUAAUUGUUUAUGAAUGUUUGUCAGAAUGGGGUCAGAUACUGUGUGCCAUCUGCCCCAACCCCAAACUAGUUAUCACUGGAGGAACAAGCACAGCAGUGUGUGUGUGGGAAAUGGGCAUCUCCAAAGAAAAAGCUAAAGCCCUCACACUGAAACAGGCAUUACUGGGUCAUACUGACACUGUCACGUGCUUAACAGCAUCGCUAGCUUAUCACAUAAUUGUGAGCGGGUCACGGGAUCGCACCUGCAUCAUCUGGGAUUUGAAUAAACUCUCUUUUCUAACACAGCUUCGAGGUCACAGGGCUCCAGUUUCAGCACUCUGUAUAAAUGAAUUAACGGGGGAUAUUGUAUCAUGUGCUGGCACUUACAUCCAUGUAUGGAGCAUUAAUGGUAGCCCUACUGCAAGCGUCAACACUUUCACUGGCCGAAGCCAGCAAAUAAUGUGUUGCUUUGUGUCAGAGAUGAAUGAGUGGGACACCCAGAACGUCAUAGUAACGGGGCAUUCGGACGGAGUUGUCCGGUUCUGGCGGAUGGAGUUUUUGCAAGUACCAGAAACACCAGCUCCAGAACCUGUGGAGAUGCUGGAAAUGCAAGAGGAUUGUCAGGAAGCACAAAUAGGGCAGGAAGCCCACGAAGAAGACAGCAGUGACUCCGAGGCAGAUGAUCCAUGUAUAAGCCAGGACAUGAAACUGCAGGAGAGCCAGAGUCAACCAAGCAGCACCAGCCACAGGCCUAGGUCAUCAUCAAACAGAGCAGCAGCAGCAUGGUCAGCAGACAGCGGCUCUGAUGACUCCAGGCGUUGGUCAGACCAGCUCAGCUUGGAUGAGAAAGACGGCUUUAUCUUUGUGAAUUAUUCUGAGGGACAAGCAAAAAUGCAUCCCCAUGCUCAGGUUAACCACCCACACCCCAGCUAUGCUGAAGCACGGCACUACAGCAAGCUUAAACCAGGAUACAGAUGGGAGCGUCAGUUGGUGUUUAGAAGCAAACUAACUAUGCACACGGCAUUUGACCGCAAAGACAACGCACAUCCAGCAGAAAUCACUGCACUUGGCAUCUCUAAGGAUCACAGCAGAAUUCUUAUUGGGGACGGUCGAGGCAGAGUGUUCAGCUGGUCUGUAAGCGAUCAGCCUGGCCGAUCUGCAGCUGAUCACUGGGUGAAGGACGAGGGGGGAGACAGCUGUUCGGGCUGCGCUGUCCGUUUUUCACUCACGGAGAGGCGUCACCAUUGCAGGAACUGCGGACAGCUCUUCUGCCAGAAGUGCAGUCGGUUUCAGUCUGAAAUCAAGCGUCUGAAGAUUUCAUCCCCAGUCAGAGUCUGCCAGAACUGCUUCUACAACCUGCAGCAUGAGCGGGGUUCAGAGGAGGGGCCCAGAAAUUGAUGGGGCCCUGGCAAACGGAGACCCCGUCCGGCCCCGCCGUCGCUCCGAGAACUAGCGAGAGUAUCGUGCAGUGAGCAGAAGGGAUUAGAAUAUUGUCUGUUUACACUUAAGUUUAUACUGAGUUUUAAGCACUAAAAGUAAAAAGGGAUCAUUGAAUUGAUUUGUGUUGACAGAAGGUAAAUGAGACUAACAGUAUAAUUAAGUGAAGAGCAAGACCCAGGAAGACGUGAUUAAUAACCAGGAAUCCAAUAGAACUGUCAACCCCUAAACCUAUGUUGAUAUGGCUGUUGAGAAAAUCCUCACUUAUCCUAAACACCCGUUCUUGUCUUGUUUUUGUAGAGCUAGUCAUCUUUAUUGGGGGGAGGGAGAGGGGAAGGCUUUUUAGAAGAUAGUUGUAAAUCUGCCUUCUUCGCAAGCAACUGUGUAUAUUGUAAAUAGGUAUAAUGGCCUUUUUAUCUAAAUAUGAACUUAACUGCUUGUUACAUGGGACUUCAGAUUAACCACUAUACUUUGUGUGGCAUCUUUAUCUCAUCUAUCGAUUUAAAUACGAAUGUUUAAAAAAAUCAAAAACCAGAAAACUCAAAGGCAUUAUGCGUAUUUCUGUUAAAAAUCCAGUCUGUGCAUGUUUGUUCUUUCAGUUGCCCACAGUAUCUUAAUUUAAGUAAGGCUAUUCAUAGAAUUACAUGGAUUUUUUCAAAAGAAAACAUUUUUGAGAAUAGGACUUGGAGUAUUUUAUUCUAGCUGUAAGAUAACCAGGAACUAAAUUGUACACUUGUGUUGCAUUUUAUACCAAACUAUUUACCACCUCAGUGUUGUUCAUAUUUAAUAAGGCCUCUUUUAUACAUAUGUCAGAGCUGCAGUUUUGUUAUUUACCUAAUCUUCAUUAGCAGCUGAUUCAUGCAGUGCAAGAACCAGCUUUUACCUUCUUUAGUCAAUAGCAAUUGGCUUACAUAUAGGUACAGAAUGAAUUCCUCGUGCAUAAACUUUAACCGCUGUUGUCCUGUAGCCUGUUUGCAAAAAAAAAAAAAAAAAAAAAAUUUGGAACAACAGGCAUUGCUCUGAAACAGGGUGGUACUAGUCAUGUCAGAAAUGCUUAGAAGCUGUCUUCGUGUUUCAGCACGUGGCGUCAACUCGAGGAUGGCACUAGAUUUCCAUUGAGGUUUUUAAGUUCCAAUAUGAAUUUAAUUGCAGUAUUUUUUUACUACUCUGUCAUUUGUUUUGCACUACAUGUGGGAUGAAGUAGAGACACUGACAUCCACUGGGAUUGGCAUACGUGCAUCGGAUAGGCCCGCGGACUUAAUUUCUGAAUGAGGUCUUGCCAGUGGGUUUGUGGUUGGGUGGGGGCGGGGAGGGGAAUCUAGGGGGGAAGGGGGCAGGCUGGUGUUUGGUUCGGUUUGGUUUUUUAACGUCUGUGUAUAUAUUUUGUAAAUGGGUGACAGACUGAUCUAGAUCUAGGUAUAUUCACAAUGGAUUCUUUUAAAUAGAGGUAAGGAUAUGACCCAAGCCAACAGAAGACGGGUGGCCCUGCUUUUGCUCUGCCUCUACUUCAGCGAGUGUCUUCUCUCACAACAAUGAGAUGAGGCCUCACUUGGGAUGGAUUGGCUCCUCUGGCCCUGGGGCAGCAAGUGGUUAAAACCAGCACUGUCGUUGGAAUUGCACCAUCGAAAAUGCCAGGCCCUCCGUGGUGGUGUGAGCUCCUUCCAGAAGGUCCCUGGCACUGCGGGGGCAUGCCUGUCUUCUCUUGAUUUGAGUUUCUAGCAGUGAAUAACUUGUUAAUCCUGACCACUUACUAUUUACCCUGGUAUCACACGCUUAUGCACUGAAGGUUAAAUAUGUAUUUUAAUACAUGUUUGUUUAUUAUGUAUGUGCCGGUCUGUAAAAUGAGAUAUAUUCCUGUUUUGGUAUGUAUACUAGGUCCCCAAAUGAACAGAAAGGCUUCUCUAGAGCCCUUGCACACUGUUGAGUAAAUGCAGGUUUGCUGAGAUUAGCUGACCCAAAGAGAUCCCUUUGGGUCCAAAGAGUGGUGAUCGAGUAGCCACGCUGCGUGGCUACCCUGUGACAGGUUUGUCCCUAAAAACAAGAAGAGGUCCUUGGUAAGCAUGUGCGGAGCACCGGAAUUUCUGUGUUCAGCUCUUCUCUCUAACGUUGCCUUCACCCUUCCCAAAAUGAUGCGAAACCAGCAUAGUUCAGAAGACAGGCUAGUGGCCUUAACAUUUUCACUUUGAAGAAGAGGCUCUUUUGACAACUUUCAAAUGCCUCUGAGUCCACAGAGUUUUCUUCCCCUUGCCUCCAAAUUUCAAAUCAAAACCAAAUUUAAGGAAGUCGUCUUUCCUAGGGACCGGAACCUGUACAGCCACAUAAUUAAACCCUAAUAGGAACAAUGUUUAUGACAGUAACACUGAUGCAAUCUAAACGCUGAAGCAAACAGUUGGCAUGUAGUACCCGUGCAGGCUCGUGGAGGCAGUGGGCCGUCAGCGAAGAGGUGGUUGGCUGUGGUCAGCUACGUAAGCGCGAUGUACAGGUGGCGUUCUGCGCCUUUGAUGUUUGGCAGCAUACUAAAAAAUCAAGGUCAUUAUUCUUUACAAAUUCCGUAGUGUAGAGGUUAGUCCCGAUUUACGUUUCGCAAACAAAUCACCACAGCCUUCUGACUUCAUUCUUCAGUUGCGCUGCUCCAAAACCCACGUUCUUGCUCGCAGGAGGUGGAGGGGGAAAAAACACACCUGCUCAUAUUUCCUCUGGCAGCUGGUGCUGUGGGCAACUGUUUGGUUCACUUGGGAGUGGGUUGGUUUUUUUCUCCGUUUCUUUCAAGCUUCUAAUGCAAAUACUUGCUUUGUUUUCCAUGUAAAAAUCUGUUGAGCAAAAAUAUACUCAUGUACACUAACAUUAGUAGACUGUAUUCUCUGCAAGUACCUCACAUGUCUUCUCCUGCCUUGUUCUUUGUAGUAUACUUAUUCAUGUAUUCUUAACAUUCGUAUGUAGUGUGCAACUGUAAUGUCAUGCUUAUGAGAGGGGGUUGGCUGCCUCCGGCCAACAUUCAUCAGUUCAAUAGCAAAACACUUUAGAUAAGUUAUUUUGCACUUUCUUAUGUAUAAAAUUGGUAGAAACUUAUAUUUGCUUUGUAUCAUUUAAAGACUCCUUUUGUUUCAGUAAAUGAACUGUGUAUAAAAUACUUAUGCAGUUAAAACUGUUUUUAGAAAGUAUUUUUAAUUUCAGCAAGUUUGGUUACUUGUUGCAUGACUAUUAACACAGCUGACUUUUUGUGUCAGUGCAAUGUAUAUUUUUUUUGUCCUGUUAUUAACUUGUAAGCCCUAGUUAAAUGGCCAUUUAUUUGUACAGCAUCAGGAGUAAAUUGAAGAUAACUGGCUAAGACUGGAGUGUGGAAUUUUGUACUAUAUUGCAGAAUCCGAUAUCUGUUUUUUGGUGGUUACGUAAAAGGCCUGACGAUUUACUAUCUAGUGUGCAAUCUGUGAUAUCUGAAUGUUCAUUGUAUAUUUGUCUCCAAUGCAAAAAGGUAGAGUAACACAAUUACAACAAUACAUGAUUAAAUGCAAUAGUUCAGGUAAUGAAGUAUUUUUUUCAUUUCAAAUAAAUACCUGCUAUUUACCACCAAAAA